AUGUCAGAAGCGCUGCGUUAUCCCGAAUUAGUGGAUAUCUCCACGGCUACUUCCACACAGGGCAAUGUAACUGUCGUCGGGGUAGUGGUCGAUGUCAUGGGAGCUCCAUUGAAGUCCAGAAGCUCAUCUAGUUUCAUAACCUUUACCCUCAAAGAUUCGGAUCUAGAUAACGGCCAUACGUGGGAUGGGCUGAAAAUCAAGUACUUUCGAGAAAAUGAAAGUCAAUUACCCCCUGUGCAGGUUGGCGACGUGCUUCUCCUACGAAACCUUUGGGUAAGAGCGUACUCUAGCAAGCCACUGGGCGUGGCUGCCCAAGAUAAGACGAUCCCAUGGGCACUGUUUCGUCACGAGUCAGACCCAAUGUCCAUUGCAAAGCCCAUGUGUGGCCCGAUACCGUUUGAGCCAUCAUUUACGGAAAAGAGACUUGCGAUGUCCUUACUAGAACAUAGUACAAAGAUCAAGGGGUUUCGGAUCUCUUCCACGAAGCCCGUGGCCCCCCAAUUCCAUUCGGGUACAACUGCACCGAAGUCCAAAUAUUCUGCCCCUGGUUGCUUCACACUGAUCAAAGAUGCAAAAUAUAAUGCAAAUUAUAAAACAUAUGUCGACCUUAUCGGGGAGGUUAUCAAGAUUUACCCCCCUCGCGGCGACCACGUCCUGAUGUACAUCACCGACUACACGAUGAAUAGGAACCUACCCGACCAUGACAGCGAUGAUGAAAAGGGCCAAGAAGGCGACUAUUUCAACUAUCAACGCAACAACCGAAGAAGAUGGACCGGUCCAUCCGGUCAGUUGUCUCUCGCAGUAACAGUUUGGAGUCCGUAUGAUUCCUAUGUUCGAGAAAAUGUUAACGAGGGGGAUAUUGUCUAUCUAAGCAACGUUGAGAUUGCACGGUGUAAAUUCGGCACGACCAUGGAGGCUAUCAUCCGUACGGGCAACAAAUACAAUAUCGAAAAGGGCAAAGUCCGCCUAAUAACCGCCAAAAAUGAUGCACGAGCCCAGGAGCUUCUACUUCGAAAGGAGGAAUAUUGGCGCAGAAACCCGUCAAAACGAAAACUUGCACAAGAUGACGAGCCGCCAUCGCGCUUGAAACGGCUCAAGAAAAACCAGAAACAGAAGGCCGAGGCAAAGAAGGAUGAAAGUCAAACUUCGAUCGAUCUCAGGGCCCGAAACGCCCCCAAUCCGAAUAUCACUGCUGCAUAUAGCAGCUGCAGUGACCUCCCAAUCGAGGAUAUUCUUACCAACGAAUCACACAACAAUGUCUCGCCUGAUGGCGUUAAAUAUCGCUUCCCGUUCCAGAAUCUCUGUUACCGGUCUAUGGUUCGCGUCGUCGACUUUUUCCCUCAUAAACUAGAGGAUUUUGCUGUACCAGAAAGACAAGACGACGAACCGCUUGCUCGAUUUGAACUUGAAUGUGCAACUGGUGAACAAUUCAACAGGUGGGAAUGGCGCUUUUGUCUUCUCAUCGAAAGUUCCUCCGCGCCACCCCCCGGGCAGGCCAGAGAGCAGAUGAAACUUUUUGUGUCUGAUGUGGAAGCAGUGCACCUAACAGGUCUUGACGCAAGCGAGUAA
Aspergillus melleus is the source of this 1569-nucleotide messenger RNA. RefSeq names its product telomere-binding alpha subunit central domain protein. Gene Ontology annotation, molecular function: telomerase inhibitor activity; G-rich strand telomeric DNA binding. Gene Ontology annotation, biological process: regulation of telomere maintenance via telomerase; telomere capping. Bases 1 to 1569 code for a protein of 522 amino acids. The transcript has 3 exons. NCBI's taxonomy places the organism in Eukaryota, Fungi, Ascomycota, Eurotiomycetes, Eurotiales, Aspergillaceae. Gene Ontology annotation, cellular component: nuclear telomere cap complex; chromosome, telomeric region. The record is from RefSeq and is a predicted model, not a curated record.